AUGCUGGUGCCAAUUCGAUUUUCUACGAAAUCAAACUUCAGGCGAGAAUUUUGGCGCGACCAGAGUGCACAGCAAUGUUACGCUACAACAGUCUCGAGAUGGAUUUUUUAUUACACGUGUACAGAUCGCAAAACUAGAGUUCAGACGUUGCAAGCGUUGAAUUCCAACUUUAAGUCUACUGUAACUGUCAUGCCAAUCUACUGUAAGCGGGAGGUUCCAGAUCCAAUCGCGGGGAUAAAGGAUCCAAUCUUUGCCAGCAGAGUCAUCUACAUGUAG
Molecule: messenger RNA, 276 nt
Organism: Chondrus crispus (carragheen)
Lineage: Eukaryota; Rhodophyta; Florideophyceae; Gigartinales; Gigartinaceae
Exons: 1
Coding region: 1-276 (91 amino acids)
Source: RefSeq, a predicted model, not a curated record